AUGAAGCUGGUGCCGAGGGAGGCGGAGAAGCUGGCGCUGCACAGCGCCGGCUUCUUGGCGCAGAAGCGCCUCGCCCGCGGCCUCCGCCUCAACUACACGGAGGCCAUCGCGCUCAUCGCGUCGCAGAUUCUCGAGUUUGUUCGGGAUGGAGACAAAACUGUAACAGACCUGAUGGACCUGGGGAAACAGAUGCUGGGCAGGAGACAAGUUCUUCCGGCUGUUCCAUACCUUUUGGACACUGUACAGGUUGAAGGAACAUUUAUGGAUGGAACAAAACUAAUUACUGUACAUGACCCUAUUUGUUCUGAUGAUGGAAAUUUGGAGCUAGCUCUGCAUGGUUCUUAUCUCCCAGUACCUUCACUUGAAAAGUUUUCUGGGAGUGAUGUUGAGGACUAUCCUGGUGAAGUACAUUUCUGCUCUGGACGCAUAAUCCUCAACCUUCAUCGCAGGGCUUUAACGCUGAAGGUUGUUAACAAGGCAGACAGGCCUAUUCAGAUCGGGAGCCAUUACCACUUUAUAGAGGCCAAUCCGUACCUGGUUUUUGAUAGACACAGAGCCUAUGGCAUGAGACUGAAUAUACCUGCUGGAACAGCCGUUCGGUUUGAGCCAGGGGAUGCAAAAAGUGUUACACUUGUAAGCAUUGGUGGCCAUAAAGUAAUUAGAGGUGGAAAUGGCAUUGCUGAUGGUGCUGUUGACAGUUCUCAGCUUAAUGAGGUAAUGCAGAAGAUUACUGAGAAUGGUUUUGGACAUGAAGAUUAUCCGGGCGCAAGCGAAGGUCUUAUUGGUGACGGUACAUUCGACUGCAGUGUUGAUCAUGAGAAAUAUUCUAGCAUGUAUGGACCUACAACUGGUGAUAAGAUUAGGCUUGGUGAUACCGAUCUUUUUGCGGAGAUUGAAAAGGACUUUGCUGUUUAUGGUGAUGAGUGCAUAUUUGGAGGGGGGAAAGUUCUGCGUGAUGGAAUGGGACAAUCAGCAGGGUAUCCAGCAUCUGCCUCCCUGGAUACAGUUAUAACAAAUGCUGUUGUGAUUGACUAUACAGGAAUAUACAAGGCUGAUAUUGGUAUAAAAGAUGGGCUUAUUAUUGCCAUUGGGAAAGCUGGAAACCCUGAUGUCAUGGAUGGUGUGCACAGCAACAUGAUUGUUGGGGUGAAUACAGAAGUUAUUGCUGCUCAAGGCAUGAUUGUAACUGCUGGUGGUAUAGAUUGCCAUGUUCACUUCAUAUGCCCUCAGCUGGUAAAUGAGGCAAUUGCAAGUGGCAUAACAACAUUGGUGGGAGGUGGGACAGGACCAGCACAUGGAACUUGUGCCACAACUUGCACCCCUGCACCGUCUCAGAUGAAACUAAUGUUGCAGUCCACCGACGAAUUUCCAAUCAACGUGGGAUUCACAGGAAAGGGAAAUACUGCAAAACCCGAAGGAUUAUCUGAGAUUAUUAUGGCAGGAGCAAUGGGUUUGAAGCUGCAUGAAGAUUGGGGAAGCACCCCAGCCGCGAUAGAUAACUGUUUAUCUGUUGCAGAAGCUUUUGAUAUCCAAGUUAAUAUCCACACGGAUACCUUAAAUGAAGCAGGUUGUGUGGAGCAUACAAUUGCAGCUUUUAAAGAUAGGUCCAUACACACAUAUCACAGCGAAGGUGCAGGUGGUGGUCAUGCCCCAGACAUCAUUAAAGUAUGUGGGGUGAAAAAUGUGUUGCCUUCUUCAACAAACCCAACCCGGCCUUUUACUUCUAACACUGUUGAUGAGCACCUUGAUAUGCUGAUGGUUUGCCACCACCUUGAUAAAAACAUCCCAGAAGAUGUAGCAUUUGCCGAGUCAAGAAUUCGAGCAGAAACCAUUGCGGCUGAGGACAUCUUGCACGACAUGGGGGCAAUCAGUAUCAUAUCAUCUGAUUCACAGGCUAUGGGUCGCAUUGGAGAGGUGAUUAUCCGAACAUGGCAAACUGCAAACAAGAUGAAAGUCCAAAGAGGUAGGUUACCUGGGCCUUGUGACUCUGAUCCUGCCGAGGAUAAUGACAACUUCCGUAUAAGAAGAUACAUAGCAAAAUAUACCAUAAAUCCUGCUAUAGUAAGCGGCUUCUCAGAUUUUGUUGGUUCUGUGGAGGCGGGAAAGUUAGCUGAUCUAGUUCUUUGGAAACCUGCUUUCUUUGGUGCAAAACCAGAAUUGAUUAUAAAAGGUGGUGCAAUUGCGUGGGCCAAUAUGGGUGAUCCGAAUGCUAGCAUUCCAACACCUGAACCUGUUAUGAUGCGACCUAUGUUUGGUGCAUAUGGAAAGGCUGGGAGCUCUCACUCGAUUGCAUUUGUGAGCAAGGCUGCCAAAGAAGCUGGUGUUGCAUCAGAGUACAAACUAGCAAAGAGGGUGGAAGCUGUUGGUGGUGUCCGCCAUUUAUCGAAGCUGGACAUGAAGCUCAACGAUGCGCUUCCGAAAAUCGAGGUCGACCCCGAGACCUACACGGUUACUGCCGAUGGAGAGGUCCUGACUUGCCAGCCAGCAGCCACGGUGCCGUUAUCUCGGAAUUACUUUCUUUUCUAG
Molecule: messenger RNA, 2526 nt
Organism: Triticum turgidum subsp. durum (durum wheat)
Lineage: Eukaryota; Viridiplantae; Streptophyta; Magnoliopsida; Poales; Poaceae
Source: the annotation of a GenBank genome assembly